CCCGAGGGUGUUUCGUGCAUUAGACCCGAAGCUUCGGCCGCGACCACGACCCCGAUGUUGUCCGCCACGCUGCCGCUUCUGUCCGUAGCCACUGCCACCGCUGAAAUCUGUGCGACCGCCCUGUCGCCGAGUUCCACCACUGUCGGCGCCUCCACUGCCGGCAUAGAGGGCUGUCCUGCCAUCUCCUACGCCACCACUGACCCCCAACUCAUCCCGUUGUUGUUCAAUGAGAAGAAGGGCCGACCGAGUUUGAAGGAAAGUGGGGGGGCGGUGUUUGGUAUUGAAGAAAAGAGGUUUGUGACCGAAGAUCAUCUGGGAGGCCACGAAGAACUUGUAGAACAAGUUGUUGCUCGGAGACGGGGACGUCUACAUCGUCCAACCAAUCCGCGAGAUUGCGAAUCUGGAAUAGCAGCCCUUGACAUUAAGAAACUUAAGGAUUCUGGUCUAUAUACUGUGGAAUCAGUCAUGUACGCUCCUAGAAAGGAUCUUGUGCAAAUAAAGGGGAUCAGUGAAGCUAAAGUUGACAAAAUUAUAGAAGCAGCUUCAAAAUUGGUGCCCUUGGGGUUCACUUGUGCAAGCCAACUCCAUGCGUAGAGGCUUGAAAUCAUUCAAAUAACAUCUGGAUCAAAAGAACAUGAAGGUCUUGGAAGGGCAACUGCAAUACCAGAUGGCUGGAUGGGGUUAGAUGUUGGAAAUGAUACAAUCAUAUAUUUGGGGAAGCUUUGGAUGCCACCCAAAAAAUUCUUCUCCAACUGACGCCUUUUGGAUGUGAAUGAGAGAAUGACAUUCUUCUUGCUCCUCUGUUACAAUGAAUAUCACAAAAGCCAAUUCUCCUGCAUAUCACAAUGGCCAGUUCUCCUUAAGCUGUACGGUGAUUUCCUCUUGUCCAGCAUUCAUACCUUCCCGGUGAAAUAGGCAUAAUUUUCGCGUGUCCCCUAGCAAUGGAUUACAAUCCUUGGGCGAUUCGAAUUGUUAGCAUAAUCAACCCCCGAUUUCCAGAUUCUUGGCGGUGCGUAUCAAAUGUGCAGAUUUCCCGGUAUGAUUGAUACGUUUUUUCUGAUUCCUCGUCUUNGAGGUGAGGGGGGUAAAAUGGGUGUGGUGUGGGUUUAUGUCGUUCUCCGUGGAGUCAAGAAAGGCAAAAUCGGGGG
This is a messenger RNA of Cuscuta campestris, 1148 nucleotides long. The record is from the annotation of a GenBank genome assembly. NCBI's taxonomy places the organism in Eukaryota, Viridiplantae, Streptophyta, Magnoliopsida, Solanales, Convolvulaceae.